UGCAAGGUGCGGAUCAUAUUAAUUUCCCGGUAAGUUCCCCAAGCGGAAUAACUACCCAAGCACUCAAAUGGCCAAACUAUCCAUAUGUUUUCCCAAAUUACAACCCCUUCUUUCCCUUUUCUUCCUCAUCUUCAUAUCCUUCAAUGUAAUUUCACAAAGCAUUGAAACAGAACGUACAAUUCUUCUCAAACUAAAGCAACAACUGGGUAAUCUGCCGGCCAUUCAAUCAUGGAAUGCCUCAUCCUUGCCGUGUUCUUGGCCGGGAAUCAACUGCACUCGGGGUUCAGUCACCGUCGUUUCGCUCCGCAAUAUGAACAUUACGGUUAAAAUCCCACCAACAAUCUGUGACCUUAAGAACCUCAAUGUCCUUGAUCUGGCCUACAAUUAUAUCCCUGGUGAGUUCCCAAAACUGCUGUACAAUUGCUCCAAGCUCCAGUACUUAGACCUCUCCAUGAACUACUUUAUCGGCCCCAUUCCCGACGAUAUUGAACGGUUAUCGACUCUGCUUUACUUAGACGCCAGUUCCAACAAUUUUUCCGGUGACAUUCCGCCGAGUAUUGGCCGAUUACCGGAGUUGCGAGAACUCCAUCUUGACGGGAAUGAGUUCCACAAUGUCACUUUUCCGGAGGAAAUCGGAAACCUAUCCAAUCUUGAGCAUCUGGCUAUGGCCUAUAAUGGGUUUGCGCCCAUGAAGAUACCUGAUAGGUUCAGUCAAUUGAAGAAACUGAAGUACUUAUGGAUGACGGAAACAAAUUUAAUCGGCCAAAUUCCGGAAGGCAUCGCCGACCUGUCCAGUCUGGAGUGGUUGGAUUUGGCUGAGAACAAGUUGGAAGGCUCGAUUCCUAGCAGGCUUCUCAUGCUGAAGAAUCUGACCAUUUUGUAUCUCUUCAGCAACACACUAUCCGGCGAGAUACCCAGAGCGGUAGAAGCUUUAAAUUUGGUAGAAAUUGAUCUUAGCGUGAAUAAUUUGUCGGGCACCAUACCGGAGGAAUUCGGGAAGAUGCAGAAUCUGGUGUUCUUUGUUCUGUCUUCGAAUCAGUUAACAGGGGAGGUGCCGGUCGGUUUGAGUCGACUUCCGGCCUUGAAGAUUUUCCGGGUUUUUAACAAUAGUUUGAGUGGAAUAUUGCCGCCAGAUUUUGGCCUCCACUCAAAGCUCGAAGGUUUUGAGGUGUGCAUCAAUCAAUUCACUGGCCAACUACCGGAAUUUUUAUGCGCAGGUCGUGUUCUACAGGGAGUGGUUGCAUUUUCAAACAACCUCAGUGGACAAAUACCGGCAUCGCUUGGAAAUUGCAGCACCCUCCAAAUCGUUCGGCUUGAGGACAACCACUUUUCAGACAACCGAAUCCUAAAUCUUCCAGACUGCAGCUCCACACUUCACCAACCCCAAAAACUGUCCUCUAAAUAUCUUCCCCUGAUUCUGGCUCUUGCUGUCGUGGUCACCAUUGUUACUGUUAUAUUGACCUUGUUCAAGUUCAGAGACUACCGGCCGGAAAAAUAUCUUGCGACAUUGAAGCUAACUACGUUCCAGAGAUUGGAUUUCACGGAAGUGAAUAUCUUGUCCAGUUUGACUGAUAAUAAUUUGAUUGGAAGUGGUGGGUCUGGAAAAGUGUACAAGAUUGGCAUUAAUGGGUUAGGUGGAUUUGUAGCGGUAAAGAGGAUUUGGAAUGAGCAGAAACUGGAUCAUAAGCUGGAGAAAGCGUUCAAAGCAGAGGUUGAAAUUCUGGGCAGCAUUCGUCAUGCCAGCAUAGUGAAGCCGCUGUGCUGCAUUUCGAGUGAGAAUUCGAAUCUUCUGGUGUAUGAGUACAUGGAGAAUGAGAGCUUGUAUAGGUUGCAAAUUGCAAUUGGAGCUGCUCUGGGACUUCGCUACAUUCACCAUGACUGCUCUCCACGCAUCAUUCAUCGUGAUAUCAAGUCCAGCAAUAUUCUCUUGGAUUCAGAAUUCAAGGCAAGGGUUGCGGUUUUUGGACUUGCGAAAAUGCUAACUAGGCAAGGGACGCAUCACACCGUGUCUGCAGUUGCAGGAUCUUGUGGUUAUCUCGCCCCAGAAUAUGCGUAUACAACAAAGGUGAAUGAAAAGAUUGAUGUCUAUAGCUUUGGCGUGGUACUUCUGGAGUUGGUGACGGGAAGAGAAGCUGACAGAGGAAAUGAGAACACAGGCCUCGCAGCAUGGGCAUAGCAGCAUUGGGCAGAGGAAAGACCUUUGGUUGAAUUAUUUGAUCCGGCGAUUUACGAUAGAUGACCAGAGUAUGCGAGCUGGGGCUUGCAUGUGCAAGCGAUUUACCAUCUUCAAGGCCUUCCAUCAAGAAAGUUCUGCAGUCACU
Molecule: messenger RNA, 2321 nt
Organism: Rubroshorea leprosula
Lineage: Eukaryota; Viridiplantae; Streptophyta; Magnoliopsida; Malvales; Dipterocarpaceae
Source: the annotation of a GenBank genome assembly